GGCGCUGCGGGCGGCUCCGGGGGCGGCGGCUCCGGGGGCGGAGGCGGCGGACGGGCGAUGAGGAGAUAGAGGCGCGGAGCGGAGCGAGCCCCGGGCCGCCCUCGUAUCGUAUGUUCAGGUCCAAACGCUCAGGGCUGGUGCGGCGGCUUUGGAGGAGCCGCGUUAUCCCGGAGAGGGACGGAGGAGAUGGGAACGGCCAAAGCUCGGAGCGAAACGCGACGGCGGUGACGGCCGAGGGACAGCGCAUGGCACAGCCGCGCCGGGCGCAGGAGGGCGAGGGCCGCCCGGUGCGCUGCUGCCUGUUCGCCGAGCGGCCCGGCCCCGAGCUGCCGCCGCCGCCGCCUCCUCCUCCUCCCGGCGGCGCCUCUCCCCCCGGGCCGGGCGGAGGCGAAGCGCGGUCGCGGUUGGUGCUGCUGGAGCGGGAGCUGAAGGCCGUCACCUACGCGCUGCUGAAGCGGCUGAAGGAGCGCUCCCUGCACAGCCUCCUGCAGGCGGUGGAGUCGCGCGGCGGCACUCCGGGCGGCUGCGUGUUGGUGGCCCGCGGGGAGCUGCGCCUGGGGGGCGGCCAGGCGGCCCCCCCACACCUGCUGCUGGGGAAGCUGUUCCGCUGGCCCGACCUGCAGCACCCCGCCGAGCUGAAGGCCCUCUGCGAAUGUCAGAGCUUCGGGGCGGCCGACGGCCCCACCGUGUGCUGCAAUCCGUACCACUUCAGCCGGCUCUGUGGGCCAGAGUCUCCGCCGCCUCCCUACUCCCGGCUGUCUCCUAACGACGAGCAAAAGCCACUGGAUCUCUCGGAUUCCACGUUGUCAUACACUGAAACGGAGGCGACGAACUCACCCAACGUCACGCCCGGGGAGUUCUCAGACGCCAGCACGUCGCCCGAUGCCGUGAAGAGGAGCCAUUGGUGCAACGUGGCCUACUGGGAGCACCGGACGCGCGUCGGCCGCCUCUACACAGUGUACGAACAGUCUGUCAGUAUAUUUUAUGACCUACCUCAAGGAAACGGCUUCUGCCUCGGACAGCUAAACCUGGAAAACAGGAGCGAGACUGUGAGAAGGACUCGAAGUAAAAUCGGUUACGGGAUUUUACUUAGCAAAGAACCGGACGGUGUGUGGGCUUACAAUCGCAGCGAGCAUCCCAUCUUCGUCAACUCCCCGACACUGGACAUCCCCAACUGUAGGACUUUGAUAGUGCGCAAGGUGAUGCCGGGCUAUUCCAUCAAGGUGUUUGACUACGAGAAGUCCUGCCUCUUGCAGCACACUGCGGAGCUGGAUUAUGCAGACGGGCCCUACGACCCCAACAGCGUGCGGAUCAGCUUUGCCAAGGGCUGGGGGCCGUGUUACUCGAGACAGUUCAUCACGUCUUGCCCGUGUUGGCUGGAGAUCUUGCUCAGUAACAAUCGAUAACAGUCAGCCUCUGACGAAAGGAAAACAAAACAGAAAGACACAGACUAUCCCAAAUAUCAUCUACCUAGAUUUAAUAUAAAGUUUUAUAUAUUAUAUGAAAAUAUAUAUUAUACUUGUAAUUAUGGAGUCAUUUUUACAAUGUAAUUAUUUAUGUAUGGUGCAAUGUGUAUAUGGACAAAAAACAGAAAAUGCACUUUGGCUUAUAUAAUUCUUUCAAUACAGAUUUAAAGAAAAAAAAAUUAUACAGCAAAAAUAGGAGAGAAAAGCCCUAAUUUUGAUGUAUGGUUUUUUUUGAAAUAUUAUUAAUACCCAGACAAAAAGCUAAUACCAGUCACUCAUUGAUAAUAAAGUAUUCGCAUUAUA
Molecule: messenger RNA, 1769 nt
Organism: Gallus gallus (chicken)
Lineage: Eukaryota; Metazoa; Chordata; Aves; Galliformes; Phasianidae
Gene: SMAD6
Product: SMAD family member 6
Exons: 4
Coding region: 111-1406 (431 amino acids)
Biological process (GO): SMAD protein signal transduction; transforming growth factor beta receptor signaling pathway; BMP signaling pathway
Cellular component (GO): heteromeric SMAD protein complex
Molecular function (GO): transcription regulator inhibitor activity; I-SMAD binding
Source: RefSeq, marked validated